ACCCACCACAUACCGGUCUGACAUCGCAGAACAAGUGAACACACACUCGCACAUACACACACACCCAGAGGGACAGGAAGACAGAUAAAGACGAGCAGAAAGUAAAGAUAAGGCGCAGAAAAUAAAAGCGGAAGUUAAUCGGUGCGGCGCGUGCAGGAAUCAUGUCGGUGCUCGCAUUACAAGAGUACGAAUUUGAGAGGCAGUUCAACGAGGACGAAGCCAUCCGAUGGAUGCAGGAGAACUGGAAGAAGUCGUUCCUGUUCUCGGCACUCUACGCAGCAUGUAUCCUCGGCGGCCGGCACGUGAUGAAGCAGAGGGAGAAGUUUGAACUGAGAAAACCGCUGGUGCUCUGGUCCUUAACCCUCGCUGUGUUCAGUAUAUUCGGUGCCUUUCGCACGGGGAGCUACAUGAUGUUCAUCCUGAUGACUAAAGGCCUGAAGCAGAGUGUGUGUGAUCAGAGUUUCUAUAACGGACCCGUCAGCAAGUUCUGGGCGUACGCCUUCGUGCUGAGUAAAGCACCGGAGCUCGGUGACACCUUGUUCAUCGUCCUGCGUAAACAGAAGUUGAUCUUCCUGCACUGGUACCACCACAUCACCGUGCUGCUCUACUCUUGGUACUCGUAUAAAGACAUGGUGGCCGGCGGCGGCUGGUUCAUGACCAUGAACUACCUGGUCCACGCCGUCAUGUACUCCUACUACGCUCUGAAAGCGGCGGGAUUCAGGGUGUCGCGCAAGUUCGCCAUGUUCAUCACGCUCACGCAGAUCACGCAGAUGCUGAUGGGCUGCGUGGUCAAUUAUCUGGUGUACCAGUGGAUGCAGCAGGGCCACGAGUGUCCAUCACACUUCCAGAACAUCAUCUGGUCCUCGCUCAUGUACCUCAGCUACUUCGUGCUCUUCUGCCAGUUCUUCUUCGAGGCGUACAUCAACAAAACCAAAUCCAAGAACAACACCAAGAAGAUCCAGUAAAAAAAAAAAAAGUACCAACAGAUAGAGAAGAGGGGUUGAGGAAGAUAAAAAAAGAGGACCAAUGUGAGGGGUUUACAGAACCUAAGUUGAUCUGAGGUUGAUCUAUGCUUGUGCAUACUGUACUACUAACACAGAUACACCUCCCCUCCACUAGGGGGGGCUCUACUGAGCUGCACUGAAGAAUUACUAUUACUAUAAUGAAGAUAACUGAAAAAAAGUGUCUUUACGUGAUGUUUCCGUGCCCAAUGCUAUUCCCUACAUUAUAUAAAAAAAAGUGUCUAAAUAUAAAUAUAUACGAAGGGAGAUUCAUUUUAAAACGAGAUUAAAGGAGAAUGAGUCGAGGGAACGUUCUAGAUUUACCGUCUGAAUCGUUCGUCUUUGAAGUUAACGUUAAUAGCAUUAAUGUUCCGUUUUAGUUGUUUGUUUGUUUGUUUGUUUGUUUUUUUAAAUUAAUUAGAUGCUUGAGUGACCGUAGCAUAGUUUUGUACAAUAGACGCAUCGACGCCGCAGUGUGUCCGUGUGUGUUUGUAUGUGUUUCGUGUUCGGCAUCGCACGACCAAAAUUCUCUCAGGUUGUCGCGGAGUGUUCCACUCGAUGUGCAUAUCAUUUAGGGGUGAAAAAAAUGUAAAAAUCCUAAAAGAUAAAAGAUUUACGAGUUGAACUCAAAACGUAGACCUGACAUUUCAAUGCCAAUAAACAAAACCAAUGAAAUUGUAAUAAAAAAUAAAUAAAUAAAUAAAAGAUAUUUUGGGUCUGAGUCCUCAUCCAUCAGCCAUCUAAGCCAUUUAUCCGAGCCCUUAUUGCCCUCAGGGGCCAUGACGUAUUACUUCUUGUGGCUGAAGGUCAGUGUCCAUCAUCCUCUGUUCUGAAGCGUGAGUGCAGAAGAUGGCCAAUGCUGUGGACUCGAGUGUGUGUGUGUAAACCUGCACCUUGUCUGUAUUCACUGUAAUAAACCUGUUGUUGAAUGGA
Messenger RNA from Hemibagrus wyckioides, 1934 nucleotides. RefSeq names its product ELOVL fatty acid elongase 6 (gene elovl6). Gene Ontology annotation, biological process: very long-chain fatty acid biosynthetic process; sphingolipid biosynthetic process; fatty acid elongation, saturated fatty acid. The transcript is spliced from 4 exons. The record is from RefSeq and is a predicted model, not a curated record. Bases 162 to 965 code for a protein of 267 amino acids. Lineage: Eukaryota; Metazoa; Chordata; Actinopteri; Siluriformes; Bagridae. Gene Ontology annotation, molecular function: fatty acid elongase activity. Gene Ontology annotation, cellular component: endoplasmic reticulum membrane; endoplasmic reticulum.